AUGAAGCUCGCAGAGUAUCUAUUCCAACGCCUCAGACAACUCGGAGUCGAGUCCAUCCAUGGAGUCCCUGGCGAUUAUAAUCUGUCACUGCUGGAUUUUGUUGAACCUGCAGGUCUCCGAUGGGUAGGCAACGUGAACGAGCUCAACGCUGCCUACGCUGCCGACGGCUACGCCAGAAUCAAGGGCAUCUCGGCCUUGAUCACGACCUUUGGUGUGGGCGAGUUGUCUGCAAUCAAUGCUAUUGCAGGAGCCUAUACAGAGCGAGCGCCCGUCAUUCACAUUGUCGGCAUCCCAGAGAGGGCUUCUCACGAGUCUCGACUCUUGAUCCACCACACAUUCAAUGACGGCGAAUAUCAACGCUUUGCACAGAUGCACGCCCACGCCACUGUUGCGCAGACUAGACUUUGGGACGCUCACACCAGCCCGCAGCAGAUUGAUAAUGUUCUACGACAAUGCCUGCUACACAGUCGACCCGUAUACCUUGAGGUUCCUGUCGACCUCGUCACGGCCAUUGUCCCAGCCGAUAGCCUCCAGUUCCCCUUGGAUCUUCUCGAGACUUCGUUGGGAACUCGUGAAGAAGCUGUCCUAGCAGAGGUCCACGACAGAAUACGCUCCGCCAAGCAACCUCUCAUCCUCGUUGACGGUGAAGUCCGACCCAUGGGCGUUGUUGCCCAAGUACAAGAACUGGUAGACAGCACUGGGUGGCCAACCUGGACCACUCCGUUUGGAAAAGGUCUCUUGAAUGAAACCGUUCCAAACUUUCACGGGAUCUACCAAGGCACAUACAACCAAGCCAAAGUCCGUGAGUUUCAUGAUACAGCAGAUCUCGUACUGUGUUUCGGCCCUCAUUGGAGUUCGAGCAAUUCUUAUGGCUACUCGAGCAUUCCAAAGUCCGAGAUCGCCAUCGUCUUUACUGAUAAUGCGAUUCAUCUCAACGGCCACAAGUACCGAGACAUCUCGGUAAAGGCUGUGCUGCAACAUAUUUUACAGAGUCUCUCACAGAGCUCUGCCCAUGCAUACCACAAGUACCCCGAGCUGCCGUGCGACUACAAGCUUCCAGUGCCGGAUAUCGCAGAAACUCAGUUAUUGGCCCAAGAUCGACUUUGGCGCGUGCUGGCCAACAUUCUCCGCCCUGGCGAUAUCCUACUUGGAGAAACCGGAACAGCAGGAUAUGGUGUACGGGUCAUGCCUCUACCAAAGCACGCACGAGUCUUCACUCCCGUGACCUGGUUGUCCAUUGGUUACAUGCUGCCAGCGGCCCAGGGCGCAGCACUGGCACAGAGGGAGCUGAUCGAGUCCUCCAACUAUUUCGGCCUGACGCGCGGGCGCACCAUCUUGAUCAUUGGAGACGGCAGCUUCCAAAUGACGGUGCAAGAACUGUCCACCAUUGUCCGACACGAUUUGAACGUGCUCAUUAUUCUGAUCAAUAAUGACGGGUACACGAUUGAGAGAUGCAUUCACGGCCGCAAGCAAGGCUACAAUGAUGUUGGACGGUGGCGUUAUCUACUCGCACCCAGCUUGUUUGGAGCGCCCGACGGUACGUAUCUCGGCUCCGCCAGGACAUUUGGAGAGCUGAGUCGUGUCAUGGUUGAUGUGGAAGCCCGCAAUGAGACGGGCUUGGCCAUGGUGGAGCUAUUCUUGGAUCGUGAAGAUGCCCCGGCGGGACCUCUGAGGCACUAUCUGGAAGCUCAGAGAAGCAAGGAGCAGAAAUGA
Messenger RNA from Pestalotiopsis fici W106-1, 1713 nucleotides. RefSeq lists its product as uncharacterized. The record is from RefSeq and is a predicted model, not a curated record. Gene Ontology annotation, molecular function: thiamine pyrophosphate binding; carboxy-lyase activity; magnesium ion binding. Lineage: Eukaryota; Fungi; Ascomycota; Sordariomycetes; Amphisphaeriales; Sporocadaceae. The transcript has a single exon. The coding region runs from base 1 to 1713 and encodes 570 amino acids.